Messenger RNA from Fusarium verticillioides 7600, 10275 nucleotides. RefSeq lists its product as hypothetical. Gene Ontology annotation, molecular function: mRNA binding. The coding region runs from base 3656 to 5347 and encodes 563 amino acids. The transcript is spliced from 5 exons. Gene Ontology annotation, biological process: regulation of gene expression. Gene Ontology annotation, cellular component: cytoplasm; nucleus. Lineage: Eukaryota; Fungi; Ascomycota; Sordariomycetes; Hypocreales; Nectriaceae. The record is from RefSeq and is a predicted model, not a curated record.
CGAUCCUCGGUCCGCUGGUUCCUGAAUAUCCGUCAACCUAUUAAACACAGCCAGUUUCAUUGGUGAAUCAAACUGCUCUCGGAACAUAUCUGACGACGGUAUUGUUAGAGAUGGCAAAACAAUUGGAAAGGCCUCAGCACUGAAAACCACAUGAAUUCCAUCCACCCAUCCAUUCAUUUUUCAGCUGACAUCAGUUCGGAGCCCAUUCGAUCCCCGCUUAAAAUUGAAAGCUCUAUGGAAUCCAUAGCAGGUAAUCUGGGCUCAACAGAGAUCAUGCUACUCAAUUCGUCACCACCUUACGGGGGUGCUUUUUUACAAGACAUGGCUUGCAAGCAAAUUUAACAUGACCAAGAAUUACACAAUCUCUAAAGAGAUGCAAGGGGAGGUGACAUAACCUGGGACCUCCGUCCAAUUGACAAAAAGUCUUUGGCAAACCUAGCAUAAUUUAGAUCUGGUUUAGUAGACCUUGGGCUAAAUAUUGUUGACACCUUGGUUUAAUGUCAGAACUUUUGUUGCGCCUCAGAAGAUGAUGUCUCAAGAUUCACAUAGCAAAAGACUGGAAACAAAAAGGCCUCCCAUAUACACCGACAGUCAAUUUGACUGACCACUACUUCUUCUUUCACUUCCCGUACCGUUCUACCUGGUGAACUUGUUACCCUGGCCCUGUCGUGGCUGACUGCCGUAUGCUCUGCGUCCCUGAUGCUUCUUGUCCCUGCUCAUGCUGGCACCGAGGGUGAUGUCAACACGUGGUGGUACUGUGAAGCCAAAGCUUUUGGCGACCUUGGCCAGAUCCAGCUUAUUGAUAUCAAAAACACUGCGCAGCGAGUGAGAGGCGUAGGCGUGAAGGUAGCUGCGGUAACCAUCCUUGGCACUCUUGUUCAAGUAGUAGUUUGAACUGAUGAGCUUCUCAAGUUGAGACUGAAUGUUGAUGAUCUUGGGGAAAUCAUAUUCUACGACGGGAACACGGGCGGCCUUGAGGUGCGACAAAAAGCCAACCUCGUUGGGCUGAAGGAUCAGAAGGGACCGUCCCUUGGUGUUACUGCCUCGGGCAGUUCGACCGACACGGUGAAUGUAGUCGCGGGGGUCAUCUGGAGGGUCGAAUUGGACAAUCCAGUCAACAGAAGGAAUCUGUUGCAGGUUAGUAAAUUGUGCAUGCAGUAAUUCAUAUUAGACACAUACAUCGAGACCACGAGCGGCAACGUCAGUGCAGAUCAGAGUACCCUGCUUGGCAUUACAGAACUCGAAAAAGGUGUUGGUUCGCUUCUGCUGCUUCUGUUUGCCGUGAAGGUCAAGAACAGGAAUAUCGAUAUAGUUGAGGAGUUCGGCGUGGUAUUUCACACAAGCACAACUACUGAAGAAGACAAUGAUCUUCUUCUUGAGGUUACGCUUGAGGAAUGAGAAGAGAAGAUUAAAUCGCUUCUCGGCAUCGCAUAUAACAUAACCCUGCUCCAGGCCCUCCACAGUGCUGUAUUGCUUCUCUUCGUCGACAUUGAUGUACAGAGGACCAGGACGCAGCGAGAUACGGGCAAGAUCCUCAACCUUGGUUGUUUGGGUAGCAGAGAAAAGCAUUGUCUGUCGGUCCUCCUUAGGGAGAAUCUUGAUAAUCUGUCGCAUUUCAUCUUCGAAACCAAUUUCAAGAAUUCGAUCCGCCUCAUCAAUAACAAGUGACUUCAGGUUCUUGAAAACGAAAGGUGUGUUUUGCAGAUGGUCAAGCAGACGACCAGGGGUGGCAAUAAGCAGGUUAACACCCUUGGCGAGCUUGUCGGCCUCAGCGCGACGGUUUGCGCCUCCAAUGACAAUACCAUAAGUUUGUGAGUGGUGAGCCAUGAGUUCACGGGCAACACCAAAGAUCUGGAGAGCCAGCUCGCGAGUUGGGGAAACAACAAUGACACCAGUACCAUUGCGAGGCUUGAAUCGCAGAGAGCUCAACAUCUCAAUGACAGGAAUAAGGAAGGCUAGAGUCUUUCCAGAACCAGUCUUGGCAGCACCAAGAACAUCGCGACCAGCCAGCGAGGGAGGAAUACCUCUCCUCUGGAUCUCAGUCAUCUUGGUGAACUUCAUCUCAUUGAUGGCCUUCAUGGUCUUCUCAGAAAGAUUCAGCUCUGCGAAGGAUUGCGAUUCAGCUCCAGCAACUGGAGGUAAUGUGAGCUUUCCGCCAUCGGGCAGAUCUGUGUUGUCCUCGGCCUUGUCCUCGGUAUCCUCCUCUUCAAUUUCGUCUCCGGACUUGGAGUCUUCAGCAUCCUCAUCGGCCUCGUCGCUCUCGUCUCCGUCCUCCUUCAGAGCCUCCUCCUCCGCCUCGUUGGAAGAAUCGUCUUCGGGCUCUUCGCGGGACUCAGGUUCGGUGCGCUUGACUUUCUUUGAUUUCUUUUCGAGAACUGUAACAGACUUCUUCUCCUUUGAAGCCUUGACGCCAUUGGCGUCCUUGAACUUGCGUUUCUUGCUGCCGGCGAAAUCCAUCUUGUUUUGCGCGUACCGUUGAUAUUCUGCACAACCGAUCGUCUCGCAGCAACUGAAUCGAGAACUUUUUUUCAGCGAUAAGAAAAGUCUUGGAGCGAUAAGCGGUGAUUUGUUUUUCCGGUCACUCCACCAGACAAGCAGUUCAAUGUGCGUGCAGUGACCCCCGCUGUGGAUUCAGCGGCAAAUGUUGUUGCAAGCUUGCCUUUCUAGGACUAGUUCCAGGUCUGAUGACUUCGAUUUGAACAAUUGGGUCACAAUGGAAACUGGAUUGAUCGAGGUACAGAUGCACAGAGUAAGAUCAUAUAUGAGUUUGCAAGUUGCGCCUCGAGCCCUAAUAGGGAAAGCUUGUAUGCCUGAUGCCUGGCGAAUACAGUUCAAGCCCUACUGUGAAAGGGUUUGCCAUUGAGGGCUGGGCUGCGCACCGAAUCGAGGAUACAUACAGACAGUAAAUGUAGAUGGGGUAGCAGAAAAUUACUGCGCGCCAAGGGCAGACGACACAAAUACAGAACAAAACCUGGUACAAAGAGGCACAUCAAGUGUAGGCUCAAUAUUCGCUCAAUCUUGUCUGCACUCUAAAGCACAGUGGAGGAAUGUCACUUAAGUUCCCAACGAGGUUUAGCCUUAAGUCACGCUACACUGCAGGUGCUGUACUAAGUCAGAGUCUACUCCGUAGGGACUGUGCUUAAGGCAAGGUAAGGUAGGUACUUUACUUAGUGGAGGUCCGAACCUUCGCGCUUGGGUCAUCCACUCUUGUAUGAACCUGAUUCUUCCAAAUCAGAUUCCUUUCUCCCUCUUCAUCUCAUCUGCGCUUUCGAGACAUCGCCCCUAUCGCUGCCCGCGACACUAUUCACUACACCCACUGCGAUCGCAUCAGCUUUGAUACGCGACCCGAGACAUAUAUUGGCGAUCUGGCAACAUCCCCGAAGCCUUUGUAUUCAUUCUUCAUCGCAACGAGACUCGAUCUCAUCCUGACUUCAGGUUGUGCCCGGCCGAUCCGUCAAAGUCUUUGCGAUACCGACUUUCGAAACUGGUCGCAUUUGUUCCUCGCGAUUAGGAAUAAUCACUUAUAAGAUAGUUCAAUCCCUAAUUACUCAUAAUUUCAUCGGGCUAUCCACUGUUUUCUGGUUUAUCCCCACGACGAAAAACUAGCUCCUUGCUCGUGCUGGCUCCCGUUCAGCUCCACUAGCAGCGAAGCACGAUGGCGAAUCCUCAACCUGACAUCCAGAGUAUCCUGGCCGCACUCGCGUCGCAGCGGCCGACAGGGACCCCAACCCAGACACCACCCGGCGCUCCCAACCAGGCAUACCCUCCCCCGCCUGCGUCGGCGCAACCUGCGGCCACAUACCAGCCGCCCCCUCCAAACUCUAGCAGUUAUGGUGCACCCGGCUACAAUGGUCUCCCUGCGCCAUCAUCCAGCGGAAACCUCGACCUGAGCUCGAUUCGACCUGUCAACUCGGGGACUUUCAGUAUUGCCGAUGCGAUUGCUCAGGCCAAGGCUUAUGCGGCCGAAAAGGGCGUGACAUCCUACGAUCGACCCCUUGUCUAUGCCUCCGAAUCACGAGGACCUGAUCGAGGAUACAACCGCUCAAGGUCACGAUCACCCGCUCGCGAUGAGUUCCGUGAUGGUGUGAAUCCGUACAGAGAUGAGCGACGUGGCGGCGACAGAGGUUCGCAUGGUCGGGGCUAUGGUCGAGACCGUUCUUAUUCGCCAGGCCCUCGAGGUCGGAAUUUCUCCCCUCGGGGAAACAACGGACGCGAGAGGUCUCCCUUGAGAGGAGGUGAUGAGAACUCGGAGACCAUUGAGAUCGAUUCAAGCCUCGUAGGCCUUAUCAUCGGCAGACAAGGAGAGAAUCUUAGACGCAUAGAGUCUGAAUCCAACUGCCGAGUCCAGUUCCUGGCCGCCACCGACGGUGGUCCGCAUAGGCUGUGCAAGAUCUCUGGGCCCCGGCACCGUCGUGCUGAAGUAAAGGAUGCCAUUAACCGUAUUAUUGACGACAGCGGAAUGGGCGCCCUCAACCGCCCUGAAAAGCCUCGCGACCCCAACAAGGGCGGCGCUGCGGCUCUACGCGAAGGGGAGGACCACAUGCAGAUCAUGGUCCCCGACAGGACUGUUGGCCUGAUCAUUGGACGUGGAGGUGAAACUAUCCGCGACCUUCAAGAACGAUCCGGCUGCCAUAUCAAUAUCGUUGGCGAAUCUAAGAGUGUGAACGGAUUGCGGCCUGUCAACCUCAUCGGCACGCGCGAGGCUGCCGCCCGCGCCAAGGAUUUUAUCAUGGAGAUUGUCGACAGUGACAGUCGUGGCGACGCGCCGCCGCCUGUCAAAAGGUUGGGAGGUGGAGGAGCAGCUCCUGGAAGCCGCCAUGAUGGUCCUCAGAGGGAUGCGGGAGGUUCUGGUGGUCCCGACAAGAUCAAUGAUGCUGUAUAUGUCCCUUCAGAUGCGGUAGGUAUGAUCAUAGGAAAGGGCGGUGAGACGAUCAGGGAGAUGCAGAACACCACCGGAUGCAAGAUCAACGUUGCUCAGUCUUCUGGUCCUGGUGAGACUCAGAGGGAGAUCGCCCUGAUCGGUUCGCGAGAUAGUAUUGCGCGAGCUAAGCUUGCCAUUGACGAGAAGGUGGAUGCUGUGCGCCAGAAAGGCAGUGGCCCCCGUGGUGGCGGUGGCAGUGGCCGUGGACAUCAAGAUCAUGACAGGCCCAGCUAUUCUCAAGCGCAAGGCUCCAGUGCCCCUACUAACCAGCCUCCACAACCAGCUCCAGCUGAUGGGUCCGAUCCCUACGCCCAAUAUGGUGGUUACCAAAACUACCUCGCGCUGUGGUAUCAAUCCUUGAUGUACCAACAACAGCAAGGCGGACAAGGUGCCCCCCCUUCUGGUGCUCCUGCACCCGGAGCAUAAGUGAUGUCCUGCCUGCUUGCUCGUGCUUGGGUGAUCUUGAUUGAGCUCUCAUCCGCAAAUGCCGCGGAUCGAGGGUACCAUCCGGUGGUUUGAUUGAUAUCAUGCCAAUGUUUUGACGCUCUUGACACCUCUCUGCACUCAUAGCCCGUUGCCACGACCUACGACUGUACAUCACCCGUUUUCUUUUUCCGUCUUUUGAGGACUCCUUGGACUCAACCUUUCUGAUGACAUAUCUCUUGACUGGGUUGUCUUUACAACAUUAAUAUUGAGGUGCAAUCUCGGGUGCGACGUGCAUGGUUGUCUUGCCAUGACCCCAUUCGAAUCCAUUUAGGCGAUCCCGGACUCGAUGCUGAAUGCUUCCACGAAUAUCUAAAGCUGCCGUCACCUCCGCUGGGUCUUUCACGAUCAGGGUGCAUUGGAUUGCGGACUGACAACUCACGACUAAUGCGUUGAUGACAUGUGCGAUUUCUGGUGCCAGCUCAUCCCUUGGUAUAACGUACAUCCUGAAACUAGCGAUUUGUCGUGGCGCGGUCGAGUUGCGUUACGUUGAGAUGUGAACCGGCAAACUCGACUGCACGAACCUCGGAUCACAACCUGAACUGGGCCAGUAAUGUCUUGAUGCACGUGGUGUUAGCUUGUCUCUUGCUCCCUUUCCAAUCAGGCUCGUACGGUAUUGGAUGAGUCGACUGUCUCGUGCAAGUGGUCUCCCUGUUUCUGCAUGUAUGUUGCAUGCUGAGUUGCCUAGCAAUUCGCCAUGUGCAUUAGCUCGCUGCGCUUUCAUCCACCUUUUCAUUUGGGUCUGGUUUCAACACCGGGCAUUCUCAUCGCUUGCAUGUCAUGAGCAAAGAGAAUGUAUACUUUGGUGACGGUGGGUUGGAUUGGAGAAAUGGAGUUUCGGAUUGCAUUGCCUUGUAUUACCAUCGUAACACUUACUUAGCCUUACGCAACUGUGGACUUUUUAACGUUUAUCAAAUCAUGCCUUGUCUCGUAGUGAGCUGUGAAGAUCACACAAGUCUCCUGGAAGUGUCAUUACUAGGUCACUCCAGACUCGUGAUCUUUGUAUCAAAGCUUUGAGUAUGUUGAACUUGAGCACGUUGCCGUGAUACUUCAGCCGAUGGAUUCAUCGCGUGGGUAGGUAGGUACCUCGCCAAACCUUACCAUACCUUACCAUAGGUACCAUGGAUCGUCCCCAAGCACGGAGGGCAAGGUCCUUUUACUUUGCUUCCACUUACAAGAAUCAUCUCAGCAACAAUAACACUCGCUUCAUUGAUGAUAAUAUUUAGUAUCGAACUCUUAUCUGCCAUUUUCAUCAUGAGUCGGCGCUAUCCCCCGCCGCGAAGUGAGCGGCACUUCCACGAGUAUCGAUGCAUCAUCUGCCACAGCGUGUUCGAAACUCGCCGUUCCAUGAGGCCAGGAAUCGGAUAGGCCCCAACUGCAUUUACGAAACAUCAUACAGCCUCGCAACGUAUGAUGAGGCAUCUUCGCAAGAGUUACUCCAAACAAUGCCCCUAGUGGCGCAAGUGCAGAUAGCAAACGAAAUAGCUGAGGCCUCGGAUCAACUGUGAGUUAAGUGCCCCGGUCACAACUACCGUAUCUUGGUAGAAAGAGACGUCGUUGGGAACUUCGACAGCGUAAAACCAGGCUCAAGGCUUACUUGUUGCGAUAGGGCGUACAGUAGCCCAUGGUCGCCCACUGCGACCGAUGCAGUCCUGGAGCCAGAUGAUGAAACAGAGACGCAACCCUCGUUGUAUGAUGAAACGUGUGAGGAGCGUGAUAAAAGAUUCCGCAACCUCGGGGCAGUUCAGGACUCCCGGACACCUACCCCUGACUACUUGCCGGCUCCUCUCUUCUAUUCGCCUGAACCAGUUCUGCCCGAACUAGAUGAGGUUCAAUUAGAGCUCUCUCUAUAAGGUGCAUCUUAAUCAGAGGCGUAUGUUAAUGCGUAUGAGUUUGAUGCGUCUUUUGGAGAAGCCUCUGGAUUAAAUGCGCCUGAAGGAGAUGCCUGCCCAGUUGAUAAUGCGCCUGCACCACACCAGAGCCGCAACGAGCAAGAAGAGUGGCUCGACAUCACAACAGACUUAUGAGUCGCGCCAAGAAUAAACAAGUGAUGCAAGAGGACUCUUGGGAUGCCAUGAAGAGGCCAUAAUGAGUGGCGCUUGCGAGGACCCAGAAACCACGUCUGAGGACGGUAUUUACUCUGUAACGGCGUUUAAUGGCAAACGGCACUCAAGAAUGUUGAGUUCAGCGCUGAGCUGGAUGCCUCUGUUGCCGAUAUGAUAAAAUAAAGCGUGUUGGAUUUUACUCAGGCCUUCUUCUUGUUGGGUGUGAUUCGCAAUAAGCACGCACAUCAACGUUCCCCUUUUCGAUACCAAGAUGAAAAACUCGGAAGUUGAAGGAGUAAAUACGCUAUACUGUAGCCGCAAAGGAGAGACCGAGCAGUCUCUGGAUUCUCAAAGAGGAGAGAAAGCCUAUGGUGACACUGGCCAAAGUGGACUUUAUCUUUACAGUACUUCCCUGAAGUCUGAGAGUUAGAGCUGGAGAAACAUCAAGCAAUGGAACUUGACUACUUGAGAUCACGAGAGAUAUCUUAGCCAGGGCGCAUUACAUGUCCCGACAAGAGAAGACUUCUCCAGCAUUGGGGUUGUCUAUGGGAGGAAGUUCGCCGGAGAGUAAGCGCAUAAGGCACUCGGAUUUAUCAUGAUCAAUGGCUAAGCCUCAGCCGUAGAAUUCGAACUCUGUACUGUGAUCUCAGGAACGGUGAAACCCGAGAUCAGAGAGUGCUUGAACGAAACUGACGGAGAUUUAGUCUAUAAGGAUAUAGCUAGUGAGUUACGCCCGUAGACCGUUGGUCGGGUACUUGUUAUGACGCCCUGAGACGAAUAGUGGGAGAGCUAGUAGGUCUGUGGAGGUCCCAAGAAUUCCAGCCACGAUGUCUAGUGGAAUACCGGUAUAGAACGAAGACGUCGGCACAUGUGCAGCCUAACGCGGGAGAUAUUAUUGGGAGAUUGGAUAUCAAGAUCAUGCGGGAGGAAUAUACAAAAGUUUAGACAGAAAUCAGUAUCAUGAGCUCAUGGAGUCAGGAAUUGCGUAAAUUCAAGUCUCUGUAAUUCCAAAUAUCGAUCUGAAGCUAUCACCAGGUCCAACAGCAGCGACCAUGUUAUCGGGUACUGCCGAAGACGAAACUUCCGGAACAAGGUCGAGAACCCACAAAGCACCCCCACGAUACGGGUCAACUUUCAAGAGCAGGAUCCUAAUAAACUUGGGAGUCUAGAACUCAGAAGCGAAGGGCUCGGGAAUUGUCAGGCGGUGGCAGUGAAGGAGAAGCCAACUACAACAGUACUAGUCAGUGGCAAUACAUAUGGACGGAUACACAUGCCUAGCGUUUGAGGAAAGCUUAUUGCCCCAAAGCCAAGGAAGGGGAGGAAAUGAUACAUCAGAAUGAAACUGGAAGUGAUGUGUUGAUGCGAGGCAGCUGAAUAACUAUCGCUUUGACCUCUCAUGACAACCAUUGCCUUGCCGUGCCUAUCAGAGGCGAGAGAAGAAGACACGUCCGUUUCUGGCUGUUUGUAAUUAUCUAUGUAUGUGUGACGACGUGACGUGACCUCAACGGUGUGGAAAAAGGUAAAAAGGAGUAAUCAGAGUUGGCCGUUGCCUCGUCGAAUUACCAAUGUUGUAUCCGUAUCGCGGUCGGUGUAUGCCGUAGCACGUCCAUCAUUGCACAUCACUCACUUGUACUGUAUAUAUAUUAAAAUCACCAGGUCCUCUCACUUUCUCUCUCCCGUGGCCCGGCGAGUACGGCUCAUUUCAACUCUUCAUCUCCCGCGGUAGAUCUUCUCCUCCUCUUUAGCACGAAAUAUCUAUCAUAUUGGUGUCAACCGUUUACUGGUGUAUUUCAACACCACCCUAACUAACUAACUACCUAUUUCCUGUCUUGCCGUUGGUGGCUAUCAAUCAACAACGAGCCAACCAGCGCCAAGUUCAUUUUAUUGCUUUUUUUAAUACCUACGAAUUGCAUAUCAAAAAAACAUCGACAAUUUCUGUGGCUUCUCUUUGGCAUCAGCGUCGACGUUGCAUUGUGGCUUGCUACUCCGUAUUCUGUUCGGUACUCACUCGUCUCGUGUCUUACGUUACAGAGCUUCGCUUGAUGAAGACAACAAUUCGGUAUUCGGCAUCUUCCCCAACUGAGACAUCGCGAGUAUUCCCAAUACAAGAAACAAGGCCACCAAGACAAGGCUAUUCUCACCAACAAACGCCUUCACUUACACACACUGACUCUCGAACAAGCCUCUACGCCUACCAUCGUGAUAUCGUGUCACGCGUCGCUGAGGUAUCACCGGCCAAUUCUCCAGUGCAGACAUGUGCCGAAUGAUGAUUUUCAGAGGACAUUGCACGUGUUGCGACCAGCCUCAGACUUGGGUUGACUUGACCCAAGAACUCUCCUGCCUUGAGGCUAAGAAUAACGGAUGGUUUGGUGGAUGUCGCCGAGGUAUCCUCGUCGAAGAGCACGAUUUCAACCAAGAAUGCUCCGUAUGCCAUGAGGAAGACGAGGGCGUCGGAGGCUUAGAUGACAGUCACAUAAUGCCGUUCCAACAGACCUCACAAACACAAAGCAGCCUCGGCAAGAGAGCAGCUGGGGAGCGAGGAGAAUCUAGCGAUGCCUCAAAGAAACAGAGGACUUGAACAAAGCAUACACUUAUCGGCGCCGGGCUUUCUUUCGGGUACUAGGCGUAACGGGACAGACAUGCUGACCUUCUACGGAGAAUCUAUGAUCGACAUAUACACGAUCUAUCAUGAGAUGAGAAGAAACUAUGGUAAUGAAUAAUGAACAGGGACUUUCAGGACCUUGGAGGCUACGCAACCAUACUGAGCGAAUGUAAUAUAUCUAUCUAUGGAAUUAAUAAUGUCUAUUAUAUUCAUACACAACGAUG